CUGUGGCAUGCGAGGUGUUAGAAAAGUCCGCGACUUCUGUUUACACUGUAAAAAGUGAGUAGAAGAUGCAGUUCUCCGGUGUGUCAGUGCCAGAUUCGUUCCAACCGGUGAGAGUGACUGUCCCGUGGUCCAUGAUAAUUACGUAGGAAGCUGUUACUGGCAGCACCUUGUGAAGGCUUGCAAGAAGAGGGUGAAACGGGAGAAUCUCUCCCGGUUCAGCGUAUCCACUUGAAAGUGAAGCAGCAGCUACAGUAUGGUUGCGCUGACGAAGGAACGCUACCUCUCAUUGGGCUUCGUGUUUCUUGUUUAUUGCACAACUUGCACGAAAUCUAAAGGAGCCACAGGUGACAUCCUGCUAGACUCCCUACCAUCAGUCCCAGGUACCCUGCCUCACUUCCUGAAGGAACCAGAAGAUUCCUACAUCAUCAAAAGCAACCCAAUCAAGCUGCUGUGUCGGGCUGUGCCUGCCUUGCAGAUCUUCUUCAAGUGCAAUGGAGAAUGGGUGCACCAGAAUGAACAUGUGUCCCGGGAGUACAUGGAUCAGAACACUGGUCUGAAGGUGCGUGAGGUGCUGAUCAACGUGUCCCGUCAGCAGGUGGAGGACUUCCACGGCCCAGAGGACUACUGGUGUCUGUGUGUGGCCUGGAGCCACCUGGGCACCUCCAAGAGCCGCAAGGCCACGGUACACAUCGCAUACCUGAGGAAGAACUUUGAGCAGGACCCCCAGGGGAAGGAAGUGCCAAUCAAAGGGAUGAUCGUGCUGCAUUGCCGCCCCCCAGAGGGAGUGCCCACGGCAGAGGUGGAGUGGUUGAAGAACGAAGAGCUAGUGAGCUCCCUGACGGAUGACAACAUUGACACCCGAGCUGACCACAAUCUCAUCAUUAACGAGGCACGACUGUCCGACUCGGGAAACUACACGUGCCUGGCCAGCAACAUUGUGGCCAAGAGACGGAGUGCCACAGCCACUGUGGUUGUUUUUGUGAACGGUGGAUGGUCGCUGUGGACAGAGUGGUCUCCUUGUAACGUGCCCUGUGGUCGGGGUGUCCAGAAACGCUCCCGUACCUGUACCAACCCUGCCCCGCUCAACGGAGGAGCUUUCUGCCAGGGCAUGUCUGUGCAGAAGAUCACCUGUAAUGCGCUCUGUCCAAUUGACGGUGGCUGGGAAAAGUGGAGUGAGUGGACGGCGUGCAGUGUGCAGUGUGAAAGACAGCGUAGAAGGGAGUGCAAUAACCCACCGCCCAGGCACAGGGGCAUUAUGUGUGAGGGGCCCAGCAAUGCCACCGAGAACUGCACUGGAGGAAUGUGUACCCAGAAUGGAAAGCUGCUGCAUGAUGUUAAACCUCAAAGUAUGGACGGCUCCAACGACGUGGCUCUCUACUCUGGGCUGGGGUCGGGAGUCAUAGUUGUGGCUGUCCUUGUGGUGGCCGUCAUGCUGUACAGGAGGAGCCAGAGUAACUACGGCGUUGACGUCAUCGACUCAUCCGCGCUCACCGGGGGCUUCCAGUCUUUCACCUUCAAGACCACCAGACAAGGGAGCCCACUGCUUCUCAACUCCUCUCUGCAGCCAGAACUGACAGUGGGCCGGACUUAUAGCAGCCCCAUCUGCUUCAAGGACUCCAUAGACAAUAAAGAGCUCUUUGACCCCCUACCAGACAACAAGGUCAAAGUUCAGAGCUCCUUUAUGGUUUCACUAGGUGUGGCCGACCGCGCUGAGUACCACGCUCCCAAAGGCCAUCCGCCCGAGACCUUCCCCAGGGGGCUGAACCGAGACUACAGCAACAGCACUGUGGAGAGACGGAGUACCAAGAAGGGCCUGCUCACCCCCAACGGGCCCCCCCUCACCCCCACUAAAGAUCAGAUGAGAACCACGGGCGUGUUUGGGCAUCUGGGCGGCCGGUUGGUGGUGCCAAAUACUGGAGUCAGCCUGCUGGUUCCCCAUGGUGCGAUCACUGAGGACACUUCAUGGGAGAUGUGCAUGGUGAUAAAUCAGGGAGAGUCCAGUUUCCAGACGGAGGAAGGCUGUGAGAUCCUACUAGGACCAGAGGUCACCUAUGGUCCUCGAGGCCUAGACCUCUCCAGUCCUGUUGCUAUGACGAUAGCUCACUGUGCAGAGGUUGACACUGAGAACUGGAACAUCCAACUGAAGAGGAAAACACAGGACAACAGUUGGGAGGAAGUGAUGUCAGUAGAGGAUGAGUCAACAUUCUGUUACUGCCUGAUGGACUCCAGUAGCUGCCACCUGCUGCUGGACCAGCCUGGCUCCUACGCCCUGGUUGGAGAACCACUCACUCAGGCAGCCGUGAAGAGGCUGAAGCUAGCAGUGUUUGGCAGCAUGGGGGCCACACCCAUGCACUACAGCCUCCGAGUGUACUGUGUGGACGACACGCCAUACGCCUUUCAGGGAGUGGUGGCCACAGAGACCAGUAGAGGAGGACAGCUCCUGGAGGAACCUAAGAUGCUGCCUUUCAGAGGGAACACCUUCAGCCUCCAGGUCUACAUCCAGGAUGUCCCACAAUUUCUAUGGAGCAUCAAACCCUUUACUACGUGUCAGGAAUUCUCCUUUUCCCAAGUGUGGUGCAGCAAUCAGAAGCCCCUGCACUGUGCCUUCUCCCUGGAGAGAAACAGCCCCACCACCACCCAGCUCUCCUGCAAGAUCAGCGUGCGCCAGGUCAAAGGUCAUGAGCAGAUUCUGCAGGUCUAUACGUCCGUGGCGGAGAGCAAGAAGGAGUCAGUCCCAUUUUUUACCCAGAUGGACUGCACCGUCACCUCACAGGCAGGGCCCAAAGCCUUCAAAAUCCCCCUCUCCAUCCGCCAGAGGAUAUGUGCCACCUUUGACACUGCCAAUGCCAAGGGCAAGGACUGGCAGCUCUUAGCCCAGAAACUCCAUCUAGAUAGAAACCUGUCAUAUUUUCUUAAGCAACAGAGCCCCUCUGCGGUCAUACUGAGCCUGUGGGAGGCACGACACCAAGACACUGGUGACCUGGACUCUCUGGCAAGCGCUCUGGAGGAAAUUGGCAAGAUCCACUCCAAAAGCACUGCAGCAAAGAGCCAGGAGAACCCUGAAUCAGACUUAGUACAUCAUUUAGGAACAGGAAGCCCAGGCAACCCAGUGUGUGGAAUGGGUGAACUCACCCAAUCAUGAGACUGCUAACUCAGUCCCAGAGUAUACUGGCUGAUUUAUGAGAGGAAUUCUUCUUCUACAUAGAUCCCAACAACAGAAGCGUAAUGCAUAAGAUGGAGAUUGUUGUUCACAGUGCAAAACAACAUGACUGACAACAAUGACCACUGAAAAAAUAUAAAAUCUGUCAUUGCUGUGUGCAUACUGUAUCCACCCUUUUCUGAGGAUGUACUGUAAAUCUGUUUUGCAUUUCUGUGUUCCAUUCCCUCCAUUAUUUUGCUCUUAGUCAAUCCAUUCUUAAGUCAGGCUGCCCCUCAAAUGAGUUUCUGUUGCCCUUGUUUUCUUAUUCUGUUGUUGGGACCAACCAAUGCUCUUCAGAGAGUGGAACAGCUCUUCACCAUCCCGAGAGGUUGAAACUAUCCUCAGUGCCCAAAUGGAAGCCCCUUUCCGAUGUAGUGCAGUACUUCUGGCCAGAGCCCUAUGGACGCUGGUGAAAAGUAGUGCACUAAAUAGGUAAUAGGGUCCGCUAUUUGGGAAGGAACCAAUAUCACACCCAUUUACCGUAAGACAUCUGUAUGGCAUUCAUUCCUAUUUGAAUACUAGGUUAUCAAUUCCAAAUAAUGUAUCAAAUGGGAGAAACCACUCUGAAAACAUGUGAAAGGUAUAGAUGAGAAUAACAUGAGUUUUACUGUAAUGGCAAAACCCCUGACGAUGAUGAAAAUAUCUUUGUGUCAGGCUAUUGUGUGUGUGUAUGUGUUUGUGUGUGUGCGCACGAGUUGUGGUUUGGCCACCCAGAGGGAGAAGGAGAAAUCUGGAGGAGUUGUAAGACAUCAUUUCCUGGCCCUGUGCCAUGUGUAACACUGCAUCUUAUCACCCACUUCCAACCAUUGACACCUGUCAAAGUGCUGCAUAGCUAUCCACCACACACAAGCCUCCCAGCAGAGGCACAGCACUUCACAACUACACAGGACAUCAAUGUGGAUAGAAUGUGUUAUGGUAUGGAAGCCCUUCUGGUACAUUAAGCAUGCAUGUUUAACAUCCUGUUGUACUGUACAAGUAAGGGGAGCCCAUAGGGCUCUGAACAAAAGUAGUGCACGUAGGGAAUAUGGUGCCAUUUGGGACACAUCUUAAAUGUCAUAGGAAAGCAGGGGAUUAUGAAUUACUGGUCUGAACAAUAGGCACUGUUUUGAACAUGUUUAGAAAAGACAUCCAGCUAAAACAAAAAUUAAAGAAUGCAACAGUAAUUCAUAGGAUGGAUAGUUAUUUUUCUUGAUGUAAUUCAUAGGGCGGAUGUAUACUUUAAAGUCAUUGUUAUUAUGCAUAUUUCUGUUGUAUGUGUUCAGUGUGAUUUCUCAUCUACAGGUUUGGAACAUGUCCCUUUGUAGUUACUCACUGCUUUCAUUGCUAUAGUAUUAUGAUCAUAAUAACAAGGAUUUGGAAUUAUCUGAAUAGGUUUUGAAAAUGUUGCUCAUUUUACAAAAGACGCUCAACUUGUUGAUUUGUACACAUGUUGCAGUCUCCUCUGAACUACUGUACCUAAAACACUGUUGGCACAUAGUUUGUUAUAUGCAAUUUCAUAUACAACAAUAUGCGUCCCAAAUGAUACCCUAUUCCCAAUAGUGCGCUACUUUUGAAUAGGGCACUUUAAAGGUAAUAGGGUUCCAUUUGGGACACAAAACAUACAGUGUUGAGCUGAAGAGUGUUUAUGCUACAUGACUGGAUUCAUGUACCAUUUUUGUCGCUCUCAUCAUGAAGGAUUACAUAAGAGCUGAAGUUACGUUGUACGUGAAACCUACAUUGCUAUUCAGAUUGGCUAUACUCUAGUGAUCAAUCGAAUGUUAAUCGUUAUACAACCCAGCUGGCUAUAGAACAGAUUAGUGAGUGAGCUUUACAUUUUGAAUAUGAUUGUUUUUUAAUUGUUAGUUGUUGAAUUCUCCUCCCCUGUACUAAUGUGAGCAAGAGUGGUACAAAAAAUGGAAGCAAGUGUGCUGUUGUAAUGCUAAACAGUGGCUGAUGUUGCAUUAAGAGCAUUUGUCUGUAAAAUACAAUACAUCUUAACAA
Messenger RNA from Oncorhynchus tshawytscha (Chinook salmon), 5179 nucleotides. Its product is annotated as netrin receptor UNC5D-like. Lineage: Eukaryota; Metazoa; Chordata; Actinopteri; Salmoniformes; Salmonidae. Gene Ontology annotation, molecular function: protein binding; netrin receptor activity. Gene Ontology annotation, biological process: netrin-activated signaling pathway. The coding region runs from base 254 to 3142 and encodes 962 amino acids. Gene Ontology annotation, cellular component: membrane. The transcript is spliced from 17 exons. The record is from RefSeq and is a predicted model, not a curated record.